GCAGACUGGAACCAAACAUCGAGUGAUGGCUGCACGACGCUGCACUAUAUAAUACCAGCCGUGCGAGGCGUAAAUAAUCUUUACCAGUCCACUACCACAGAAGUACAAUGCCUCUUCCAGUCGCUGAGAUAGCGAAACUUGUCGCAAGCGAUGCCUAUCGCGCCGACCCCACUGUUGUCAACGAGGCCCUCGAAAUCCUCGCGAAGACCCCCGGUUUCAUCGCUGCCUGGCACGGUCUUGAGAUUCAAGAUCCCCAAUAUCUCUACGCCGUGAUCCUCUGGGAGAGCGUUGAGCAUCAUCGCGCGCUGAUAGCAGACCAAGUUGCCUACCCCGCCAUCGGCGAGAAGAUGCGCAAGGUCUCAAACGGCAGAGUCUGGCUGUACCACGUCCACUUCAACGCCGAGGUCGACAAAGCGCUGAAUGCCCCCACCACCGAGCUCGCACUCAUGACCGUGAAGGACUCGGUCGAGACAUCCCAGUACCUGGAAACCGCGAAGACAAUCGUCCCUCAGAUUUACAGCACACUCCCAAAUGAAGUGUUUGAAGGCGGCUGGGGUCCUACUGUCGAGAACGACAGGAAGUUCAUGAUUUGCCUUGGAUGGCACAGCGUCGAGCGAUUCUUUGCUGCCUUUAAGGGCGCUCCUGAGCUAUUCGCACGGAUUACUGCGCUCAAGGAACUAAGCGAAGUGGAUCUGAGGCAUGCGAAGCUGACGAAGUAUUAGUGUACUAGUACACAGCUUACAGUGUACCGCGCUUCGACAUUAAAUAUGCAAGCUAUCUCCAGGCGUUUGCUGUGGAGUGCCA
Molecule: messenger RNA, 804 nt
Organism: Phanerochaete carnosa HHB-10118-sp
Lineage: Eukaryota; Fungi; Basidiomycota; Agaricomycetes; Polyporales; Phanerochaetaceae
Exons: 4
Coding region: 108-722 (204 amino acids)
Source: RefSeq, a predicted model, not a curated record